CCUCGCCUCCCUCUCCCGCCUCCCCCCUCGCCCCCCCGCCCAGGCUCACGGGCGCCCGCCUCCCUCCUUCGCGGACUGUCUCCCGACUCGCCGGCUGAGAGCCCUUUUUGACUGCGAGCGGUGGUAGCGGAGCAGAGGCGGCGGCGCGGGACCUGCAGUCGUCCGGGAUUCCCUCCAGGUGACGAUGCUCUGGUUCUCCGGCGUCAGGGCUCUGGCUGAGCGUCCCUGCCGGCGCUCGCCUGGGAUUACCUGCUGCGUCUUGCUGCUGCUCAAUUGCUCGGGGGUCCCCAUGUCUCUGGCUUCCUCCUUCUUGACAGGUUCGGUGGCAAAAUGUGAAAAUGAAGGUGAAGUCCUCCAGAUUCCAUUUAUCACCGACAACCCUUGUAUAAUGUGUGUCUGCAUGAACAAGGAAGUGACCUGCAAGAGAGAAAAGUGCCCAGUGCUGUCAAGAGACUGUGCCCUGGCCAUCAAGCAGAGGGGAGCCUGUUGCGAGCGGUGUAAAGGUUGUACCUAUGCGGGAAAUACCUAUAACAGCUCCUUCAAAUGGCAGAGUCCUACUGAACCCUGUAUCCUGCGCCAGUGCCAGGAAGGCGUUGUCACGGAGUCUGCGGUGCGAUGUGUUGUUCAUUGCAAAAACCCUUCCAAGCACCUGGGGACGUGCUGCCCCACCUGUCCAGGCUGUGUGUUUGAGGGAGUGCAGUACCGAGAAGGGGAGGAAUUUCAGCCAGAAGGAGACAAAUGUACCAAGUGUUCCUGUGUUGAAGGCAGGACACAGUGCUUGAGAGAAGUCUGUCCCAUCCUCUCCUGUCCUCAGCACCUUAGCCACAUUCCCCCAGGACAGUGCUGCCCCAGAUGUUUGGGUCAGAGGAAAGUGUUUGACCUCCCGUUUGGAAGCUGCCUCUUUCGCAGUGAUGUCUACGACAACGGAUCCUCUUUUCUCUAUGAUAACUGCACCGCGUGUACCUGCAGGGACUCUACUGUGGUGUGUAAGAAGAAGUGCUCCCAGCCUGGUGGCUGUGACAGAGGCGAGGGGGCCUGUUGUGAGGAGUGCCUCCUGCGAGUGCCCUCAGAAGACAUCAAGAUGUGCAAGUUUGGAAACAAGAUUUUCCGGGAUGGGGAGAUGUGGUCCUCUAUCAACUGCACCAUCUGUGCUUGUGUGAAAGGCCAGACAGAGUGUCGCAAGAAGCAGUGCGUUCCCAUCAGCAGCUGCCCUCAGGGCAAAAUUCUCAACCGGAAAGGAUGCUGUCCUAUUUGCACGGAAAAGCCCGGCGUUUGCACAGUAUUCGGAGAUCCCCACUACAACACUUUUGAUGGACGAACAUUUAACUUUCAGGGGACGUGUCAGUACGUUUUGACGAAAGACUGCUCCUCCCCUGCCUCGCCCUUUCAGGUGCUGGUGAAGAACGAUGCGCGCAGGACCCGCUCCUUCUCCUGGACCAAGUCGGUGGACCUGGUGCUGGGCACCAGCACUGUCAGCCUCCAGCAGCACCUGACCGUGCGCUGGAAUGGCUCGCGCAUCGCGCUGCCCUGCCAGGCGCCGCAGUUCCACAUCGACCUGGAUGGCUACCUCUUGAAAGUGACAACCAAAGCAGGUUUGGAAAUAUCCUGGGAUGGAGACAGUUUUGUAGAAGUCAUGGCUGCCCCCCAUCUCAGGGGCAAACUCUGUGGCCUUUGUGGCAACUACAAUGGACAUAAACGUGAUGACUUAAUUGGUGGAGACGGAAACUUCAAGUUUGAUGUGGAUGACUUUGCUGAGUCCUGGAGGGUAGAGUCCAAUGAGUUCUGCAACAGACCCCAGAGAAAACCAGUGCCUGAACUGUGUCAAGGGACAGUGAGGGUAAAGCUUCGAGCCCAUCGGGAGUGCCAGAAACUCAAAUCCUGGGAGUUCCAGACCUGCCACUCAACUGUGGACUAUGCCACUUUCUAUCGGUCCUGCGUGACAGACAUGUGUGAAUGUCCAGUUCAUAAAAACUGUUACUGCGAGUCAUUCCUGGCCUAUACCCGGGCCUGCCAGAGGGAAGGCAUCAGCGUGCACUGGGAGCCUCAGCAGACCUGUGCAGCCACUCAGUGUAAGCAUGGUGCGGUGUAUGAUACCUGUGGCCCAGGAUGUGUCAAGACCUGUGACAACUGGAAUGAAAUUGGUCCCUGCAAUAAGCCAUGUGUUGCCGGUUGUCACUGUCCAGCAAACCUGGUUCUUCACAAGGGAAGGUGCAUCAAGCCAGUCCUUUGUCCUCAGCGGUGACCUUUGUUCCAUUCCUUCAGACUUUGAAUCUGGUGUCCUUGACACUGACGUGAAAGAGCCAAUGAAAGACUGCAGUAUUUGUGUGCUGAUUCUGCAAACACACACAGAGUAUGUAUGUGUACAUAUAUAGAUAUAUAGAUAUAUUCAGAAACAUUUCAUCAUUUAUAUAAACUAUAGGUGGAUUAUUAUAUGUAUAUUUUUUGCUAUAAGACAUGUAUUGUUUCUAGUCUGAAAGCCAUUGAAUACGUUGUAUAAAUAGACCAGGUGUUUUUAAUUUAAUAAGGCAGCAUGCAGACAUACUGGAUGGCUUUACCAUCACAUACAUUUGUCAUUUUUAAGGAAGUUUUCUAAGAAAUCUAAAUUGCCUGCCUGAAUUAAUUUUAGCUUUGAAUCCAGAUUUGCAGUUGAGUGGGAAGUGUGUUUUUCAGGAGAAGGACAGAUUUACCUAGGGGCAUUUCAUGCUUCCCAAGAAAGGACUGUACGCCUGCGAGAGAUGGCUGGGGACUGGCCACAGGCUCCAAUGGAGCAUGCAAAGCAAGGGGUCAGCUGUUAGACUUCACUGGGUCAUGGUCUGAUAUUAUUUCCAAAAUUGAUUGGCUUGUUCCCAAGGAAUAUGUAUUUGUCACUAGAGCAGAACCGAAGAAUCAAAUGAUUUCUUGCCAUCUUUGCAUAAUCCUUGAGUCUCCUAAUUAAAUAUCUGUGUAUGAUGGAUGUGUCUACUUCUGUGUCACCCACUGAAAUGAUGGAGUGCCUGGAUGACUUGUUGGUUUUAUUGAGCAUGAGCAGAUCAUUGAAGAAACUGUUGCACAAUGUAUGACAACACAUCCCAUUUCUCUGAGUCCUGCAGCAAUUUAGGAUGGGCAAAUCCAAUGAACUAAAGUAAGCGAUCUACAUUUUGUGACUAUUCCACGUAUAAAAUGAGAGCUUUCAAUUAUUUCUAGAGAGUUCCUAGUCCAGCACUGUUUGGCAAUUGUGAAUUGAUCCUAAUUAUUUGACAGAAAGAAAGGCUUUAUUGAUUGGUUGAUUUAACACCAGUCCAAACAAAGAAUGGUCUACAUGCUUGCUCUCAUUUCCUGUUAAGUUACUACUAGUCACCAUGUGAUUUUCCUGACAUUUGUUUUCAGUUGAAUAACUGAAAAUGUCAACAAAACGAAACCCACUGAAGUCUAAAAAUAAAAUGUUCUGCAUUGUAGUAAAUAAAGGGCUUAAGAUUGAAAACA
Phacochoerus africanus (Common warthog) is the source of this 3462-nucleotide messenger RNA. RefSeq names its product BMP binding endothelial regulator (gene BMPER). The transcript has 15 exons. Gene Ontology annotation, molecular function: protein binding. Lineage: Eukaryota; Metazoa; Chordata; Mammalia; Artiodactyla; Suidae. The record is from RefSeq and is a predicted model, not a curated record. Bases 185 to 2242 code for a protein of 685 amino acids.